Molecule: messenger RNA, 1926 nt
Organism: Humulus lupulus (European hop)
Lineage: Eukaryota; Viridiplantae; Streptophyta; Magnoliopsida; Rosales; Cannabaceae
Exons: 6
Coding region: 1-1926 (641 amino acids)
Source: RefSeq, a predicted model, not a curated record
AUGGUCCUAUACAACUUGUCGUCGUGGAAGUGCAUGAAACCAGAGUUUUUAAUAUUGUCACUAUUGAUUCUAGGUCCUACCUCACGAGGAAAAGAUAUUGAUGUGUAUAUGAGGCCUCUAGUUGAUGAGUUGAAAGAAUUGUGGGAGGACGGUGUGGAGACGCAAGAUGCAUACAAUAAUUCAUUAUUUAGUAUGCGUGCUUCGAUCCUGUGGACUAUUAAUGAUUUUCCAGCUUAUGCUAUGAUGUCUGGUUGGAGUACAAAAGGAUAUAAUGCAUGCCCGACGUGUAACGAGCAAACUCCUUCAGUAGGAAUCCAAAGUAAAAUUGCAUAUAUUGGGUAUAGAAGAUUUCUUGAUGAGGAUCAUGAAUGGAGGAAUAAACCUAAACUUUUUGGCGGUAGCAAUGAUCUCCGACCUCCACCCAAAGACUACUUGGUGGAUGACAUCGUGGAUCAAAUGGAAAAUAUUCAAAUUCGACAACCAGGGAAACACGAAGAAUAUGGGGGUGUGAAGUGUAAGCAGUCUCCGUCUAAUCUUAAUUGUAUCGAUGGAAAAUCGAAAGAUACAGAUAAGGCAAGACUUGAUCUAGCUGAUAUGAAAAUUAGGAGUAAUCUUCAUUUUUAUAAGGAUGGGAACAAGUGGAAGAAACCCCCUUUGUCUUUCACACUCAGUGUCGGGGAGCGACGUCAAUUUCGUUAUUUUGUGAAAUCAGUUAAAUUUCCAGAUAGUUUUGUGGCAAACUUAUCGAAGAAUGUAAACGUUCUUGAUGGUAAGAUUUCAGGGCUCAAAUCACACGAUUGUCAUGUAUUAUUUCAACGGUCGUUGCCAGCUGGCAUCCGACCAUUUUUGGGAACAGAAGUUCGGAAGGCCAUUACUGAGUUGUGCCUAUUUUUCAAGCAACUAUGUUCUUGGACUGUGAAUGUUAAAGAUCUCAAGAAGAUGCAAAAUUAUAUUAUAAUUAUCUUGUGCAAAUUAGAGAUGACUUUUCCUCUUGCAUUUUUUGAUGAAAUGGUGCACUUAGUUAUUCAUCUUCUGAAAGAGACAACUCUUGGUGGCCCUGUGCACUUUAGGUGGAUGUACCCACUUGAACGGUCUAUGGCGGUGUACAAACGAUAUGUUCGAAGUUGUGCACAUCUCGAAGGGUCAAUUGCUAAAGCUUACGUCGUGAAUGAGGCAUUAACUUUUUGCUCAAUGUACUUUCGAGGAACAGUUACUUUGAUGGAAUCAUGGUUGAAGAGAAAAGUUGAAUGGUACAUCUUGAACAAUUAUACUGAAAUCGAGGAUUAUAUGAAUGAGCAUACGAAUGAGUUGGAAAGAGAAAGUAGUUUGAAUCUGCAACAUAAACAAGAAGUUGAGUUUCCUAAGUGGUUCAAAACUCGAAACAAUCAACUACAACAGUUAACGCCUUCAGAGGUAUCCGAUGAAUUAUAUGCUCUUGCAAACAAAAACAAUGGUUUUAUGGUCCUAAGUGUUGAUGAUGUCACUUAUUAUGGGGUGUUGGAUGAAAGAAUUGAAUUUUCGUACAUGAUGGGCUGCAGCAUUGUGCUUCUUAAGUGUAAUUGGUUUGACACAACUCGAACAAUAGAAGAUCCAAUUUUCACAAGCGUUUACGUCAAGGAUGAAUGUUACAAGGCUGAUCCUUUUAUACUUGCAUCCCAAGCAAAAUUGUUAUGGGUAGAGCUUCCAAUAUUAGACAAUGUUCAAUAUAACCGUUAUGAUGUCAAUCCAACUGAAGUACGAGAUUUUAAUGGGUUAGGUGGCACAACCUCUAAUAACUUUAUUGUUGAUGAUGAUGAAUCUGAUGAAGAGGGUUUAUCCGACAGUGGAGAUGAUGAAGAACAUUUACUUGUUGACAGUGAUAGCGAUGAUGAUCAUGAUGUAGUUGAUGUUGAUGAUGAGAAUGAGGAUGAGGAUGAUGACUUGUAA